This is a messenger RNA of Drosophila busckii, 2225 nucleotides long. Its product is annotated as CWF19-like protein 2 homolog. The coding region runs from base 49 to 2187 and encodes 712 amino acids. The record is from RefSeq and is a predicted model, not a curated record. Lineage: Eukaryota; Metazoa; Arthropoda; Insecta; Diptera; Drosophilidae. Gene Ontology annotation, cellular component: post-mRNA release spliceosomal complex. The transcript is spliced from 4 exons. Gene Ontology annotation, biological process: mRNA splicing, via spliceosome.
UGUUUACAAUUCAGCAUUUUAUUUAUAAGCAGUUGCUUGCACCCAAAAAUGAGUUAUAUACAAUUUGAGAGCGCGCGUGAAAAGGAAAAGGCACGACAGGAACUGCGUGAAGCACGGUCAGAGUUGUUGCAACAGGCCAAAGAGCGGGCUGAGCAACGUAAGAAGCGCGAGAUACAAAAGGAGCUGCGUGGGGAAAGCAAUUGGAUGCUGCCUGAUUUGGCAAACAGAUUAGAUAAGAUAGCCAAGACUGCGACGAGCCAAUCGAAAAAGUCCAGCAAAAAGAAGAGCAAGCACAAGUCCAAAUCCAAAUCAAAAGCAGAAAAAUCGAAAAAGUCAAACAGAAAGAAGCACAAGAAACAAAAAUACAGCAGCAGCAGCGACAGUAGUAGCGAUAGUGAGAGUGACGCCUCAAGCAGCUCCUCCACAAGCUCUCGCUCUGAGGAGCGAGAGCGCAAGCGACACAAGAAGUCAAAAAAAAGGCGUAGGCAAAGCGACAGCAGCUCUGACGAAUGGGUGGAAAGCAAGCCUAUUGUAGAGGUUGAGGCACAGACCACACUGCAGAGGGAUAGCUGGAUGACUAACAGCGAUGCGCUCAUGCUCAAAACAUUUUCCAAAGAGCGGAAAGAGGCGCCCAAGCCAAAUGAAAAGGUUCAGCAAAUUGAUGCUUAUAAUCCUGCCAAAAGCAAGCACGAGUUAAACCCAUAUUGGAAAAGCAAUGGCACUGGUCUUCCGGGUUUUCAAAAGCCUAGUGUGGACGAUGAGAAGGAUAAUACUACUGCUGAAAUUGCUAGGAAAGCUCAAAAGCCCGCCAGCAGUACACGCAGCUGGCAAAAACCCAACGCUAGCCACCGAGAAAGACGCACGUCAACUUCGUCUGAAUCUAGCCAAAGCAGCGUGGAGGUGGACGGAGAGGAGUGCGAGAGUCAAUCAGAAGCAACCAUAACGGAUGAGUACAUCAAUGGAUUGGCCAGCAAGGCGCUUAAAGCCGAACUCAAGGGCAAUCUAGAGCUGGCCGCUAAGCUCAAAGGAACUAUGGAAAGCGCAAAAAAGUUACGAGCCGAUAUACUCUCUGGCAAAAAGCCAGUCAGGCCCGUCACAACAUCAGCAACCAAAUCCAAAAAGCAGCAGGAACAUGUGGUGCUUACCCGCACUGAUGCCACCGGAAAUGUGCGUCCAUUAAUGCAGGCAUGUUCUGGCUCUGCGCAGCUUGAUCCCAAUUCUUUAUACGGUGGCCGCAAGGGCGAGAAGCGCAGCAAGAAAAAAGUAGAUACUCAUGUUGAUGGUGAACGUGUGCGUUACUUUGCGGACGAUGAUCGUUAUGAUAUUAAACAGAUGUUUGAGCGUGAGAAGCAUGCAACUGCAGCCGAGUCGAAUCUGCAGUACGCUGAUAUAGUGUCGAAGCAUAAAAAUCCCAAUGAUGAUCUGGAGGAUAUAUUUGCGGACAAGGUUCGCAAAUUUAUUUCAAAGGAAGAUGCUGAAAAACGUGAGCUAAAACAGGCCAUUAGGGAGCAUGAGAAGCUGGCCAGCACUCUGGAGAAUUGUGAACGCUGCUUUGACUCUGACAAGCUGGACAAGCAGCUGCUAGUGUCUAUGGGCGAGAAAAUCUACAUGAGCUUGCCCUGGUAUGUGGGCCUACAACAGGGUCAUUGCAUCUUGACUACAAUGCAGCAUGUGUCUGCAUGCACGCAAUUGGAUGAGGAUGCCUGGGAGGAGCUGAGCAACUACAGAAAAGCGCUGACACGCAUGUUUGCAGCGCAACGCAAAGAUGUUGUCUUCUACGAAAUUGCCAACAAGCUGCACAGGCGUCCACAUCUUAGUGUACAUUGUAUACCUAUUCCAGAGUCGCACGCUGAGCUGGCGCCGUUUUAUUUUAAGAAAGCUAUUGAGGAGUCUGAACAGGAGUGGUGCAUUAAUAAGCAGCUAGUAUCAUUGCGGCAGAAAUCGCUACGUGCAGCCAUACCCAAGGGAUUGCCAUAUGUAUGGGUAAACUUUGGGAUGGAGUCCGGCUUUGCGCAUGUCAUCGAAGAUCAAGAUCGUUUUCCGGCCAAUUUUGCGCAGGAAAUUAUUGGUGGUAUGUUGGAGUUGAAUCCAAAUACUUGGCGCAAAGCAAGCAAGGAAAAGAAACCCAUUGAUAAAGUUAAGUCUUUUGCUGAAAAAUGGAAAAAGUUUGACUGCACAGAACAGUAAAUGAAAAAUAUUUCAUGUAUAUGUAUAUAAAUAUAUGA